This is a messenger RNA of Cetraspora pellucida, 525 nucleotides long. The record is from the annotation of a GenBank genome assembly. NCBI's taxonomy places the organism in Eukaryota, Fungi, Glomeromycota, Glomeromycetes, Diversisporales, Gigasporaceae.
AUGGAUGAGGUAAAACCUUUGAAAAAAUACCAGGGGCUAGCAAUUCAGAAGAAAAAGCAUUCUAAGAUAAGAGAACGCAAUGUUAAAUGCGAUAAUGUAUUUCUUUUCGGACAUCAUUUAAAUGAGCCAAAAUAUAAAAUAGUUCAAGAUUUUUAUAAAUAUCUUGCCCAAGACAAAUCAAAGCCCUAUUAUGAAGAUGUCACAUUUUCUACACUAUCUCCUGAUAAAAUCCCAGAUCCCAAAAAGUUUAAUGCUAAAAGAAGUACAUUAGUGAUAUUUGAAGAUCUUUACUCUGACCUCCCAGCUAUACAGAAAAAAAUUAUUUCAUUUUUCACUCGAGAUAUUCAUGAAAAUGCCACUCACAUUGUUCUCUUUAAUGGUGGAGGCUCUAUUCAAAAACUUGCAGAUAUUAUAAGUCCUUACACUGAUGUAGAUCUGCAAAAAGCUUCAAAAAUUAUUGAUGACACCCCUCUUGAUCUAGAAAAGGAGAUCGAGGAAUUAAAAGAUAAUAAACAUUCUGCCUAA